AUGGCAAUCGCUUGGGGGCAGCGAGCACUGACAGCGCUCGUGGGAAUACCGCUGGCGCUGUGUCUGCUCGUAUCCGACGUGGGUGUGCUGCUUCUGGCUACAUCGCUCUGCUGCUUGUCGCUCGUCGAGUUCACCGGCAACAUCUGUCCGCCUAUUGUGCCGCAAGCAAAGACAGAGACGAAUAAGCACUUGCACCGCCUGCUUAUCGUUGCGUCGGGCGCCGUACUGUGUGCAGGCGCAUGGACAGGCGUUCGCAUCGUCUAUGACACUUUGCGUCUCGGUACGCUACUGACGAUGUUCACUUUCCACGUUGCGACUGCAAGAAGAGUGGACCAGACAGCGCUAGUCAAGUUGCUGCUGGACCUCUUUGCGCUGCUGUACAUCGUGGACGGCUUUGGCCACGCCAUAUUGCUGCGCUAUAGCUCCAGCAAGUACGGACUGGGACUGCUAUUGCUUGGCCUGUGCUGCGCCUGGGUAUGCGACAGUGCCGCCCUUGUAGCGGGGACCUUAUUGGGCAAUACCAAGCUGGUACCGGUUGUCAGUCCUGGCAAGACGUAUGUAGGCACCAUUGCUGGAAUCGCCUCGAGUGUUGCUACAGUGCUAAGUAUGUUUGCUUUGUCGGACUUCGCGACCGCGUUGUCGGUCGUGAGAGAAGAUUGGCCACCGAGCCUGCUACCCCCUCCACAGACGGUGCCUUUUUCACACCAAGUUUUACUGGGUGUGGUGCUUGGCGCGUUGUGCAUCCUGGGAGAUCUCGUGGAGUCAUUUGUCAAACGCGUCGCCGGAGUCAAAGACUCGGGGGCCUUUUUUCCAGGUCACGGUGGCUGUCUCGACCGCAUGGACAGCUUCUUGUUCGUUGCGCCGUGUCUACACUACUACUGUCAGUUUGCACUCACAUAA
This is a messenger RNA of Hyaloperonospora brassicae, 900 nucleotides long. The record is from the annotation of a GenBank genome assembly. Lineage: Eukaryota; Oomycota; Peronosporomycetes; Peronosporales; Peronosporaceae.